AUGAGUCUCUCCAUGGAAGAGCUCCCGGCGAUUCCGUCAAUUCUCCUGCAAGCGUUCCCCCUGGAGGCAUACCUACGGAGCCUGAGCAACAAACUGUCCGACAACAUAAAUGCGUUGCAUCGUACUGUGGUUGGCUUGCAAGAGGAGGUGAAGUGGUGCACCACAACAAUUACGAAUUUGCGUCAGUUUAUGCGGCAACGAACUCUGCUGGAGCUGGAGGAGAAGGUUGCAGAGGGUAGCAUGACGAUGCCGGAGGGGUUUUCUCUCGAGUCGCUCCUACCUGCUUUUUUGCGUGAUGACCCGACGCUCGUUGGAGGGGAGGCCGGUGCCUUCGCUGGCCAGGGGCCGGGACAAGAUCCAGGGCAGAGCGAGACCGAAGUGCGGGAUAUGCGCAAAUUCAUGGAGAAGAUGCACAUGGAACGCAUUGAGCGGAAUCGCAGGAAGGAGGAUUGGGAAAGGAAGGCGCGUCGACAGAACGAGGAGUCUCGUAAACGGUUGGAGCAGAUGUGUGAGGAGUUGCAAGUGUCGCAGAAGCGGUACAUGGAUGAGCUCGAGCGGAUUGCAGUCUGGCUUAUACCAUCGCCCGCCGAGGAAGUAGAGGAUGAGGCCCUCCGCAGUGGUAGUGUGCCGCAUCGGCAGAGCCAGUCUGGAAGAGACAGCAGCGAGCUCCAGGAGAUACUGCGGGGCGCGCCUCUCCUCGUGGAGUUCCGACGCGUUCUUAUUCGGGACAUGAUGGACCGCCUUGGGGAGGCGCGGGACGAGCAGUCCAUGACCCUCGGCAACUCCAUUGUCUCGCUGCGGGAAGAGAUGCGGAAGGAGAUGGGCCGCCGCGGCAGUACUGUGGCCGCUGGGGGCGUGGGAGCCGACGGCGGCGGCGGCGGCGGCGGCGGCGGGGGCGAGGUGGAGCGCCGACUGAAGAUAUUUGACAAAAAUUACAUGCAGCGCGGUGAGGUUGUCGCGACGCUGCAGGACAAGGCGGACCGUGCCGCCGUGGCACAGAAGGCCGACAAGGUGUUUGUGGGCGAGCUGGAGAAACGACUUUUGGGGCGCAUAGCCGAUUUGGAGGAGCGCCUGACGAUCUACGAGGCGGAGCGCGCGGAGUUUCGCAGCAUUCUGCGCUCCGUUGUGGACUUCCACCGGCGCGGCGAAGAGGCGCGCCACCGCGGCAACAGCCACCGCGGCAGAGGCGGCGGCAGAGGCGGCGGCAGCGGCGCCCACCACACGACGGGGGUACUGCCCAACUUUGUGGUGGUCGACGAGGCGGUAGAGCCCCGGCAGGCGCGGGGGCUUCAGUCGUUGGUGGCGUCGGAGCCCCGUGCACCGGGGCACGCACCGGCGUCACGCAGAACGCACAGGCCCGACUCC
This is a messenger RNA of Trypanosoma conorhini, 1365 nucleotides long. RefSeq lists its product as uncharacterized. The record is from RefSeq and is a predicted model, not a curated record. Lineage: Eukaryota; Euglenozoa; Kinetoplastea; Trypanosomatida; Trypanosomatidae. The transcript has a single exon. The annotation marks the transcript as partial.